Messenger RNA from Zootermopsis nevadensis, 7146 nucleotides. Its product is annotated as bloated. The record is from RefSeq and is a predicted model, not a curated record. NCBI's taxonomy places the organism in Eukaryota, Metazoa, Arthropoda, Insecta, Blattodea, Termopsidae.
CAUCCUCCUCACCUGUUCAGUCAGCCCUCAACAGCGGUUCGUGCUAACAGUGCGCUCCGAAACUUCGCAAUGAAUCACUUGCAGUGCCGAUCUUAACAUGACAUCACUGUGACUGCGAAUUUAACCAGAGACUGGAUUAACAUUAGUGUUUGUGAUUAAUUCUUGUUGUGCUUACCGAUUGAUUGUACUUCGUGACGUGAUACCCUUCCAGAGUCUAGCGAGAAAGCGUUGAACGAAAACAAAACACCAACAACGGACGAGUCUUUCGCCUUUCUGGAUGUACUUCCAACUUGAGGAUACAUGGUGGUGACAUGGUGUGAGGUGGAAUGCCGGAUGUGAGCCGCUCUGACUCUCAGCGCUCGGACUCAUCACGGCCUCGGGUCUCAUUUAAUCGAGACGUUCAUGUCAAGCGAAUAAGUAAUCCUGGUGCUCCGAGGGUUAUUGGAGCCCUUACUGGAGAUGGGGAGGGUCAUUUGGUGCCCUUGGCAGUGCGCCGUGAACGUCCUACUCGUCUUUCAAGACGAGAGCUAGCAAAGGAAGCCAAACGUGUUCUGGCACAAGCUGACAGUGUUGUAUGCUCUAGCCAAUCACUUUUAGAUGAAACACAGAAGGAAAGUAAAAACACAGUGAAUUCAAAUAGGAAAUUUAGCACACUUCCUCCUCUUAGAAGAAAAGGCAAGAAAUCUUAUCAUACCAAAAGUAAUCACAGCUUGGGAGAAGAAUCGCCUACAUCAUCUCUAGACAGAAACAGUAUAAAACACAAGAAAAGUAACAAAAGAUCACACAACACUGAUGCCCAAAGUUUAGAUAAAGAAUCACCACUAUCAUCAUUAGAUAGAAAAUCAACAAAGAGAAGUGGGGGAAGGAAUAUUGUAGCAUCUGUCUUCUCAUCACUUGAUCGCUCUGUGCCCAAGAAAAAUAAACAUGCAUUAGCAGACCAACAAACAAGUCAUUUUAAGAACAGUAGAAAUAAUUCUUCGAGUCUGAAUGAUCUGGACCAUUCCUCAAUAUCCCCUGAAAGAACCAAGAAGCAGAAGAUAGGGUUGAAAAGAAGUGUAAGUGAUGCUAGCACUAGAAAAUCUGCAAAGAAUAGUUUUAAGGACAAACAGUCAGGUGUGUUUUUGUCACUAGAUCGUCUCACAAGGCGAAAUAAGAACAAAAAUAAAAGCCUUGUGAUACACAGUGAUUAUUCUGACAGAUCUCCAGCUCGACCUAGGAAGAUAAUUUUGAAGAAAAGUCACAGUGAUUCAGAAUCAACAUCACAGACUGCUGUGCAGGAGCAGAAUCACCACCUGCAUGGUGAGGGGCAGAAGAAAAAACAGCUCUCUCCAAUCAUUGAGAUUCUCCCACGUGAAGAUUACUUCCAUGAAAAGAACAGCACUCAGCCCCUUCAAGAUCCCGAUAAAACCUAUACCAGUGACAGCGAAGGUACAAUGCUCCACAGCAGCCAAUUGCCUACACAGAAGCCUACUCUGACAAGAGGUCAGACAGUAGAUGCUAUGGUGAAACGUCUCAGUCAAGAUUUCAACAGAACCCGUGGCCCUCCACGUGUUGUAAAUUCUGCUCCAGGUUUAAUCACACCUGAAUACCGCCAACACAACAAUAACCUGCCUUUCUCAUAUACAAAGCCUACAGCACACCAAUAUGGGUCCAGUACGCCCACAAUGGAGCCCACACGAAACAGCCCACUCAGUGGUGGACCAGCAGCUGAAGCAAGGGCACCCACUGGAGUCGAUGGACAAGUGAUCUACGCAGAGGUUGUAGUCAGUGGAGGAAGUAAUGGUGGAGCAGUCAGCAAACAGACAGUGCACACUAAGGUUCUCCCUUUAACACAGUCACAACCAGAAGAAGCCAUCCAUCCAAAAGUUCACGCACAACAGGUAGAGACAACCAAGGCCUAUCCUUCAGAGGCACACUCAAAGGAGUCAUUACAUCCUUUCCAUCAACAGCACAAGGUAACAGUGAAAGUCACAGAUCAAGGAUCAGACGAAGACGAGGGACUCGGUCUCAGCAUGGAGCACAAUGGUUACAGACAGAACUUAAAGGACUACAUCAAUGAGGGGGACAAUUAUGGUAGAAAAGGUGUGAUGGACAGUUAUGGUGGUGGGAACAGUUACAUAUCAAAGGGAAAUUUUGUGGAAAGAAGGACAAGAAAUGGUGAAGAAGAGAGAAGCUCCCUACAAAACUCUUCAAGACAAGAAAUUAUAACAAAUUACAGUGGCAAUAAUGCAAGGAAGGAAUAUACUGUACAUGAAUCUAGAUAUGAAAAUGAAAAUUACACCACUGACUCUUCUGCAAGAGGAAGAGCUGAUGGAAUGGAUUCCAGAAGGAGAGAUUUUAUAACUUCAGAGAGCUACAGUGGAGGGAUGUAUAAUGAUGGUUUUCACUGCCAUCGCAAUGGGGAAGGAAAGGAUGAUGUAAGACAAAAUCUCUUGGGUGAUUUUUCACAAAAGGAAAACUAUAAGUCAGAAUUCCAUUCUGAUGCUAGGAUAAUUCCUCCAGAUGAAAUUGACAGGCAUGGACAUUAUGGUAGGGACAGAAGAGAGCUCUUGCCUCAUAGUACAGACAGUAAUGAUCUCAGUUCCAGACGAGACAGGCUUGAAUCCAGAAUUGAAAGCCAAAGAAAGGAUCGUUUCACAAGCAACAAAUAUUCUGACAUAGGCGCUUACAAAGGAGGUCUUCUGGAUGCAAGAAAUGAAAUUAAUCAAAAAUUUGCAACAGAUAUUACUUACAGCAACCGCCGUGAUUUUCUUAACUCACAGCUCGACUAUGACAGAAAUCCAAUAAUGCAGGAAGAAAUAAGACAUGAAAGUGACAAAAAUUAUGGCUUAAAAUGCAAUCGAUAUUUUGAACCUUCUAUUACUGCAACAGAAGUUGACAGUCAUGGUAAGAAAGAUCUAUUUGCAGACUCUGGCAUUGAAGUUGACUAUCGUACCAAAGACUCUUCUACAAACAACAGAAAAUAUAAUAAACCACCAAUCCAUGAUACUGAAGUGUCAGUAAACAACUAUCACACACAAAAUGUAACCAGAGUUAAGCUUCGUAAUCACACCAGUGAUGACGACAUAGAAAUGGAUGAAAACAUUCCCCAUCACAACAGCCCUAACCAUUAUAGUGACAUAAAUGAACAUCAUAAAACAAAAACAAAUAAUACAUUUACUUCCACCAGACUUGUUCAAGAACAGAAGCAUAAUGAAGCCAUUCCAUCAUCUACUGUACUCAUUCGCCACUGGGUACCAUCAAAUAAGGAAGACUUCAGUAAUUCAAGGGACAAGCAUACACACGUUUUAAAAACAAAACCUGAAAUAACCCAGCAGCCUCUGCUGUCAGAUGAUGAAUAUGAAGAAUAUAAAAAGUCUAAAAGGGAUGAAUAUAGAAAAGAUCCUGCAGAAGAAUACAAGAAAAAUGAUGACAAAGCAAAGGGGAAUUAUGAAAACGAACAUAAAAAUGGAGACAAGAAAGUAACAAAAAAGAAACAGAGUUCAACAAUGGAUAAGAUGAGACAGUUGUUUACACGGAGCGAAAAGUCAACAAAAAAGAACAAGAGAAAAGUGGAAAAAGUGAAAGUAACUGAAGAAGAGCAAGAUGAGGAAGAUAUCCUGACUUCUCGAUAUACAGAGUACAGGGGGAGUGAUAUUGAUCUACAUCAAGAAAGUCCCAGAACUCCCCACAGAGAAAAAAACUAUCUUAGGUAUAGCAAUAUGGAGCUUGAACGACAAGAAACACCAAGAUCAGCACACAAAACCUGGAAACCUUCAGAACCCAGAAGUCCUAAGGACAGGGGAUAUAUGGAUCAAGACACAGCCUACCAGUCAUCUUACAGAGGAAGAAAUCACCACACCAUGGCAAGCAACACAGAUUUGGAUGAAGGUACUCCAAGACCAUCUUACCAAGAACGAAACAGGGGAGGACAACCUGCUGGUGUGGAGGAAGAGAAGGAACCAAAAGCAGAAGAAUUUCAUCGACCUGUCAGACAAAGACUUGCCACACCGAGCCCUAGCCCCAGUCCACCACGAGUUAACAGUAAACCCUCAUCAGCGACACUUACCCGCAUCAACAAUAUGAGGAACAGGGAACAGAAUUCCAAUGGCUCAGGGGGAGGCUGGUUCAAGUCCCUUGACAGGCUCACUAAAAGAGGAAAGAACAAAGCCAAGGAACAUGAUAAGAAUAUGGACAUUACAACAGAAGAUGAGAACAAGACUAUCAAGCAAAACAACAAUAACAACAGUAGUAAUAACAAGAACCUGAGAUUUUUUGGGGAUACAGAUCAGGAAUCUGUUGUAUCAAUACUCCACCAGCCAAAUCAUCAGACUCUACGCCGUUAUAAGUCAAACAACAACAGCACUAAUGGUACGAGCAUCAGCAGUAAUAACAGAUUACAGGUUCCACCACGGAAUUUGAGGGCAGGAGGUCUACGUCAUCACCGCAGUGCUGGAGAUGUAGCUACCAGCUCUGCUGAGAGCACCACUGAAGGAGACAGCAGUCAGCAAUCACAAAGAUCUGUUGUCUACUUGCAUGCAGCCACUGUGGGAGAUAUUCCUGGCCCACCCAGAUCUCAGCGUAGUGGAGUUGCACGCAGAGCCCAGAGCAGAGAAGAACUGUCCUCCACAGCAGGUUCAUCACAUCAAUUGCAACCACAAUCUCGCACUGUGUCACGUUCAAUUUCUGUCCUUGCUCCGUGGAAACCUCGACAUUAUAAGGAAGGUCUAGAAGUCCGGUAUGAUAAUGACAAUAGUGAUAAUAAAACUCUAGGGCGAAAUGAUAGUGGGAAGCCUCCAAAAGUGCCUGUAUCCCAGAACUCAAGUGGAAACUUGACAAUUAAUCGCAGUAGUGGUAUGAACAGAUACAAAAGUAAUGGUGAUAGAGGUAAAGAAAACCAUACAACACUGAAGAAGCAAAGAGUCAACAAGGCCACGUCUAUUGAAUCACUAAGUCGAAAGAGUGGGACCAAUCAGGGACAGUAUAUCAGAGACAGAACACCAACAGAAAAAAAGUACUCAGCUUUGAACCAAUCCACAUCUGUAGAAUCUCUAAACCAAAAACAAAACAGAAACAGGAGUGUGAAUUCCAAGAAACAUUCAGCACUGAACUCCUCAGCAGUAGAGCUUAACAGCAGUAAGAGUUACAGAACUGUAACCACAAAAGGAAAUGAAGGAAAUUCAAAGAAAAGUUCAGCAAAAGUGUCUCGGUCAGCUUCCAUGCCAAAAGACUCAAGACUCACUGCAGGCUGGUUUAAGUUACGCAACAAGAAGCAAGGAAUGUAGCUCAAUUUUUCACAUUCUUUUGUAAAAAUGUUCAAUACAGUAAGUUUGUUUCAUCACACCUGGGUUACAAACUCCAGAGCCAAAAUGGUAGCUCAGUGGCCUGGUUGUCAGUAUACGGAGACAAUAACGAAAUAAAUUUUUUGAUCCUCAGUAAAGCCACUUGAAGUAGAAUAUAAGAACUAACCUAGAGAUUCUAAUCCUGAAAUGUUUAUGGUAGUUUACUAUUCAUUGGUGCACUUGGUACAUGAAUUUUAACAUGCGGAAUUUCUUACGCCAUAGCAAUCACAAUGUUUCUAUUCCAAGUAUCACCAUACCUUAUGCUCUUGUGCAUAUGAUGGUCAUGUUAGAUACAUAUAGGAUAUUUCCCCUUGAAAGGGCAAAAGACACAUGCUCUGGAAACUUAAAUGUAGGCUGCAGGUUUUAACAAUAAUUCAAAUUAACAAUGCAACAAGUGUAAUAUUUAAUUACUAAGAUAAAUUACUGUAUCACAAACAGAAAUCUCUACACCUACAAUGGUAUAGUUUGAGAUGGAAACACUCUCAAUGCCGUAGACAGCACAAAGAGUGGGAUAUUAUAUAACCAAAUCUUCCUGGAGAUAAAGGCCCAAACUAAUCGUUACUACUUAAUUUAGUCUUAACAUCAGGCCAAUUGCAUUAGUAGAAUAAAUCUAACAAAAUCUACAUUAAAAGCUUGGUAAGGCAUAUAAGUGUGAACCAUAUGUUUAAUUUAGUAUUUGUAAAGGCAUAUAGAUUUUGUCACAUCUAGAGUCAAACAUGGCAUUAUUACUUUAUGGAAUAGAAGUCAGCCAUAAUACAACCAAAGUCUUGAUGUCAGAAAUUACAUCACAAAGUAACCUUGUAAACCAGUUUAAAAUUUCUAAUGAAAUUUUAGAAAACGAAAUAUUAUGAAUAAUAUAUCCUGUACACGCAAAUCAGAACUUACCACAUCACGGUAUAUCAGUAUGCAUUUUAACUAAACUAAUUAUAUGGUGAGGGAAUAUGUGAGAAAGAUCAUCCAGUGCAGUUGUGGAAUACAUUCUACAAUUUCUUCUCACCAGUCUAUGGUAAAAAUGUAAUGAAUGGUUUGUCCAUGGGCACAACACCAUUAGAUGGUGCAUAUGGUAAUAUUAGGGUAUUUUAAAGACAAUAUAUAUCAGGCAGAUUGAAGGGUAAAAGCAUCAUCUUACCAUGAAGUGCAAUGUUGUCUGAUAAUGUAGUGACAUAAGGAAUAUCUCCUACAAAUUAUUAGAAAUCACAGCAUAGUAUCUCUCUUUGAGUUUAACAUAUUGAUGCAAUCAGCUGAGAAACCUAUAAAUAGCAGGUUUCUAAAACAAUAUUUUAUUAGAGCCACCUGAAUUGUGAAAUACAUUAACAAUGAUCAUAACUACAUUUGAACAUGUUAGAUUAAUUAUGAAAACUAUUAACAGAUAUGCAGUAUGUUGACUUCAAGAUUCAAGUAUGUGUGCAACACAAAACACAAGGUACAACAUUCACAGAGUAAUGGUAACCAAGUUCCAUCUGAUAUUCAUAAACAGAAGUUACCACAAAAGGACACGAAAUGAAGCAAGAAUCAAUGACAUGAUGUGUAUAUAACUGUAGAAAAUUAUAUUUUUAUAAAUUAAUUAUUGAGUCAUGUGAACAUAAAUAAACCACAUGUAAAUUGAGUCCUGAAGUAUGGUGUUGAGUUGUAACAUACCACAAAUGUUAAUUCAUUAAUUAUGUAUUUUAAUUGUUAUGUUUAAAUGUGCUGAGUUCUUGUAGUGUGAAACAUUUGUGAUUUUAUAUUUCCUUUAUUUCUUCCUUUUUUUAACUACCUUCAAGCUUUUUAUGCAAAUUUCAAAAUGAAUGUAAAUCAAAAGGAAUAAAGAUUCCAACAAAGUUUA